GAAUCAGCAAUCAGCAGAAUGCAGCGGGCACAACUCACUUCUCAGGUCCUGCUGGCCACGGCCAUCCUCUACGCUUGCUUGGCGCCCGCUGCCUGCGUUUAUGAGGCAACGAUCCAGGAGUUUCUCAAUGAGUUCCGCAUGCGUAUGUGCCACCCCAUCCCGAAUCUGGGCCUGCCCGCCUUGGAUCCACUGCAGCUGGGUCCUGCCGAGACGGAGGUUAACAAUAAAUACCUAGUGGACUUCACUGGGUCUAUUGACAACUUCCAGUUGCACGGUUUGUCCGAUUUCGAUGUCCCUGUGCUCACUUUGAACCCGGUGCCUGGUUUGAAGAGCACCAUUAACGUCACCUUUCCACUCACGUAUUUUGAGUCCCUGUACACCGCCAAAGGAUCACUGGCCUACAUCGUCAACCUGGCCGGUGACGGCAAUGCCGAAACCUCCAUCACGAACUUUUCCGUCCUCAUUUCUUUCCGGUUGACAACCGUGUCACCUUUGGCCAUAAGAUCCCUGCAAAUUGAACUGCAGCUGGGAAAUCUAUGGAUCAACUUUGACAACCUGAUGGAGGAGGAACGCAUCAACGAAUUCAUCCAUGCUCUGGUCAACGAACUGGGCGUGGAGUUGCUCGGCGACAUCUGGGACUAUGGCCGGGGCACGGUGGUCACCAAAGUGCAGACGCUCGUAAACAAUUUCUUGGGUCAGUACUCGCUGACGGAUAUCAUCCAGAUCAUAACUGGAGGCAGUGGCGGAGAGAGUGCACCCAUCUUCGAGGGCGUGGAGCCCGACUGCAAACUUGAGGCCAGCCCAAGCAACUAAGACUGAAAUCUGAUGAAAUACCCCUAAUCUUAUAUAAGCCACUAUUUAAAUAUAGCCUAAGAAAUUUAUGUAUAAGUACGUUUAGAUCAAUAGAUGUCAAUGUGAGUGCACUUGAAAUUAUACGAUUUAUAGACCGUUUGACGUUCCAACCGUGUUUACUUAUCACUGUGAUAAGGAUAAGUCGGU
This is a messenger RNA of Drosophila biarmipes, 999 nucleotides long. RefSeq lists its product as uncharacterized. NCBI's taxonomy places the organism in Eukaryota, Metazoa, Arthropoda, Insecta, Diptera, Drosophilidae. The record is from RefSeq and is a predicted model, not a curated record. The transcript is spliced from 3 exons. The coding region runs from base 19 to 813 and encodes 264 amino acids.